Molecule: messenger RNA, 1058 nt
Organism: Pararge aegeria (speckled wood butterfly)
Lineage: Eukaryota; Metazoa; Arthropoda; Insecta; Lepidoptera; Nymphalidae
Product: 3-oxoacyl-[acyl-carrier-protein] reductase FabG-like
Exons: 1
Coding region: 145-891 (248 amino acids)
Source: RefSeq, a predicted model, not a curated record
CAUCCAGUAUAAGUGCACUUACGUAUCGAUAAGGUAAGAUAUACCUAAGAAAAAAAAAUCGCUGUUUUUCAAAGAAACUGCAGAUAUAUAACUGCAUUUGUCAUUGUAUACUAGUGCUAAUCAACACACAGUGGUAAAAGGAAGAUGAGUUUCAAGAAUAAAGUAGUAAUUGUAACUGGUGCCAGCUCCGGCAUCGGGGCAGCAACCGCUGUGGAAUUCAGUUCCCAGGGGGCAAAAGUGAUUAUGGUGGGUCGCAAUGAGACCAAGCUGACUAAAGUGGCCUCCAAAUGCUCGCAUCCUCUUGUAUUGCUUGCUGACAUGGCCAAAGACGAAGACGUCAAACGCAUUGUUGACCAAACUAUCAAGAAAUUUGGCCAAAUAGACAUCGUAGUUAACAAUGCGGGACUUUCACGCAACGGUGGGCUCCUAGAAGACAACAUUAUGGAAGCAUACGACACCAUCAUGAACGUCAACGUCCGUGGUCUUGUGUAUCUCACAUCCCUCGCAGCUCCAUAUCUCGCUAAAACUAAAGGUAACGUCGUCAACAUAUCCAGCGCUGCUGCAUUUUUCACGCCACCAAUAGCAGGAGCUAUAAGUUAUUAUAUCUCUAAAGCUGCUGUUUGCCACUUCGGGGCAUGCGCUGCUGCAGAAUUAGCACCUUACGGAAUCAGAGUGAAUACGGUUAGUCCGGGUCCAGUCAAGACAGAUUUAUUUGAGAACUGUAACAUAGAUAUAAAAUAUAAAGACUUUGAGAAGCUGGUUGCCCUAGGCAGAGUGUCGGAGCCUAAGGAAAUAGCGGAUGUAAUCCUAUUUCUGGCAAGUGAUAAAGCUAAAGGUAUAACGGGAUCUGAUUUCUUGGCCGACAAUGGUAUGGUUAUCAAACGUGGCUAAGUUACACUAUAUGUUUCUUAACAAGCAAUACGAGAAGCGUAAAGGUUAUUUGCCAAUCCCAUCUAAGGAAUGAAGAAAAGGCCGUUUUCUUCACAUUAUAUAAUUCAUCCACGUAAUUAAGUGUCAGUUUAUUUUUUUGGAUUCAAUAAUUCCAAUGUUCAAUUAAA